Messenger RNA from Pararge aegeria (speckled wood butterfly), 885 nucleotides. RefSeq lists its product as uncharacterized. Lineage: Eukaryota; Metazoa; Arthropoda; Insecta; Lepidoptera; Nymphalidae. The coding region runs from base 40 to 885 and encodes 281 amino acids. Gene Ontology annotation, molecular function: DNA binding. The transcript is spliced from 3 exons. Gene Ontology annotation, cellular component: nucleus. The record is from RefSeq and is a predicted model, not a curated record.
GCAGCUAGGUUGUGUGAACGUGUCUCGAUUUCGAUCAAAAUGAGAAACUACAAAAGAAAAACGGAAAGAGGUACAACUAGUAAAGAAGUUUAUGAAUCUGCUGCGGCAGAAGUACUGCAGAAUAAAACGAGCAUUCGUAAAGCAAGCGAAAUGUUUAAUUUGUGUCCGAUGUCCUUAUCCAGGUAUGUCAGAAAAAACAAAAACAACGAAUCUUGUUCAUUGGGUUACGUUAAACCUAAAUUGGUAUUCUCACAAGAAGCCGAACAUAAAUUAGCUUCUUAUCUAAUCAAAAGUUCAGAAAUAUAUUUUGGUUUACUACCAACUGAAGUCCGAAAACUAGCUUACCAAUGUGCAGUAAAACUCGAUUUAAAAAAUAUUCCCUCCAGCUGGAUCCAAAAUAAUAUGGCUGGGCCGGACUGGUUUAAAAGUUUUAUGCACAGAAAUCCUCAACUAUCUCUAAGAACACCAGAAGCUACAUCUUUGAGUAGAGCAACGUCAUUCAACAGAACCAACGUUAAAGACUUUUUUGACAAACUGCAAUUCUUAUUCCAAAAAUAUGAAUUCACUGUUUCACGCAUAUGGAACGUUGACGAAACGGGUGUCACAACGGUACAGAAGCCUAAAAAAAUAGUUGCUGCUCGUGGUCAAAAACAGGUCGGUGCGAUCACAUCUGCCGAAAGAGGAGUACUUGUAACGCUUGCAUGUGCCAUAAAUGCUGCUGGAAAUUCAGUGCCGCCGAUGUUCGUUUUUCCCAGAAUAAGAUACACUGAUCUAUUUCUUCGUGCUGGACCAUCAGAAGCGAUAGGAGCAGGCAAUUCUUCAGGAUGGAUGAAAGAAAUUCACGUAGCCUUUUCUGCAGCUGAUUACAGCUUUAUCCGUUUGUGA